UGUGGAGUUUCUUCAUAGACGAGGAGUCUAGCCUUUUUUUUAUCAAUUAACCCUAAUUUUUCAAUAUUUUCCAAUUUCACUCAAAUGACAUUAAAUGUAGACUAUAGGUAGUGUGAUCAUGUGGUGUUGUUUUGUUGUUACCAGUUAAUCAGUGACUUAAAUGGACGAAAUUAUUUAUUUAUUUUUCUCAAUUUUGGCCAAAUUUAUCAGGCCUGGAUACUGUCAGGUAACAGUUGAACAUUACAACCCUGAGGGCUCAUACUAUGGCUGGACAACGACGGCAAAACCAGUACGCUGGCAGCCUGGAGAAAAAAUACCAUACCCGAAAACUACGGAUCCAGACGUGUUUAGAGCUGAAAUGAGGUGGAUAAUUUCAAAAAUAUCUCCGCGGGAAAGAAAAUUGCAGUCAGAAGCGGUCAGAAAACAGGUGACCGCUUUGAAAGAGUUCAAAAUUGCCAAAAGUAUAGGAAUUUAUCUAAGUAAAGAUACUGAGAUUGGGACGUACGAUAUUCUAUCCGACGCUUUUGACGCCAAUAAAACUUGUUAUGUGCCCAGGGUUGUUUACAAAACAAUAGAUUUCGUUCCUGUGUUCAGCAUGAGGGACGUAUACGAAGAGGUACCUAUCAAUCAGCUAAGCAUCCAACAACCAACGUGGACUGACAAAAAACGGGUCAACAAAUCAUUAACGGACGGCAGAACGAUUGAUUUGUUGAUUCUACCAGGCCUAGCGUUUACAAGAAGCGGGUCUAGAUUUCCAGAUGGUGUUACAGAUUACAUCCAACAAUUUAUUAGAAAAGCGAGGGAAAUGUGUGAUCCCUUUUUGAUCGGCCUGUGUCUGAGGCAGCAAGUCGUGAAAGAAGGGUCGUUUCCAACGAAUCACAAAGACGCAAAGAUGGAUAAAGUUAUCUGGGAUAAAUUGAUCUAUAAAAUCACAGAGAAACCAUCAACCACUGUGAAAAAUACAGAAUAUUGAUUUUCAA
Bemisia tabaci is the source of this 980-nucleotide messenger RNA. RefSeq names its product 5-formyltetrahydrofolate cyclo-ligase. Gene Ontology annotation, cellular component: mitochondrion. The record is from RefSeq and is a predicted model, not a curated record. Gene Ontology annotation, molecular function: 5-formyltetrahydrofolate cyclo-ligase activity. NCBI's taxonomy places the organism in Eukaryota, Metazoa, Arthropoda, Insecta, Hemiptera, Aleyrodidae. Gene Ontology annotation, biological process: tetrahydrofolate interconversion; folic acid-containing compound biosynthetic process.